This is a messenger RNA of Penicillium taxi, 2460 nucleotides long. RefSeq names its product AAA family ATPase CDC48 (gene cdc48). Gene Ontology annotation, molecular function: polyubiquitin modification-dependent protein binding; ATP binding; ATP hydrolysis activity. The coding region runs from base 1 to 2460 and encodes 819 amino acids. Gene Ontology annotation, cellular component: cytosol; VCP-NPL4-UFD1 AAA ATPase complex; nucleus. The transcript has 6 exons. Lineage: Eukaryota; Fungi; Ascomycota; Eurotiomycetes; Eurotiales; Aspergillaceae. The record is from RefSeq and is a predicted model, not a curated record. Gene Ontology annotation, biological process: mitotic spindle disassembly; autophagosome maturation; retrograde protein transport, ER to cytosol.
AUGUCAGCUGAACCGGACCACUCUCACGACAAGAAGAGAGUCCAUCUUCAGGAUGCCUCUGGUGCGGAGAAGAAAGAGGAGCUUGAUACUGCCACCGCUAUUCUCAAAAAGAAGAAGAAGCCCAACUCUUUGAUUGUGACCGAUGCCGUCAACGAUGAUAACUCCGUUAUUGCCCUUUCGAACAACACCAUGGAAACUCUUCAGCUCUUCCGUGGCGAUACUGUUCUGGUCAAGGGCAAGAAGCGCAAGGAUACUGUUUUGAUCGUCUUGGCUGAUGAUGACCUGGAGGAUGGAAACGCUCGCAUCAACCGUGUGGUGCGCCACAACCUCCGUGUCAAGCACGGCGAUGUCAUUACUGUCCACGCCUGCUCUGAUAUCAAAUACGCCAAGCGGAUCGCCGUUCUUCCCAUUGCCGAUACUGUUGAAGGCCUAACUGGCUCCCUCUUUGAUGUCUUCCUCGCUCCCUAUUUCCGUGAGGCAUACCGUCCGGUUCGACAGGGUGAUCUCUUCACCGUACGAGGCGGUAUGCGACAGGUGGAAUUUAAGGUUGUUGAGGUUGAUCCUCCGGAAUAUGGCAUUGUUGCACAAGACACAGUUAUCCACUGCGAAGGUGAACCGAUUCAGCGUGAGGAUGAGGAGGGUAACCUGAAUGAGGUUGGAUACGAUGACAUUGGUGGAUGUCGCAAACAGAUGGCCCAGAUCCGUGAGUUGGUCGAGCUGCCCCUUCGCCAUCCUCAACUUUUCAAGUCCAUCGGUAUUAAGCCCCCUCGUGGUAUCCUCAUGUAUGGUCCCCCGGGUACUGGUAAGACCCUGAUGGCCCGUGCCGUUGCUAAUGAGACUGGUGCAUUCUUCUUCCUUAUCAACGGCCCUGAGAUCAUGUCCAAGAUGGCCGGUGAGUCCGAAUCGAACCUGCGCAAGGCAUUCGAGGAGGCCGAGAAGAACUCUCCCGCCAUCAUCUUCAUUGAUGAGAUUGAUUCCAUCGCCCCCAAGCGUGACAAGACCAACGGUGAGGUCGAGCGCCGUGUCGUCUCUCAGCUUUUGACCCUCAUGGACGGCAUGAAGGCCCGUUCCAACGUUGUGGUCAUGGCUGCCACUAACCGCCCCAACUCUAUUGACCCCGCUCUCCGCCGUUUUGGUCGUUUCGAUCGUGAGGUCGACAUUGGCAUUCCUGACCCGACUGGCCGUCUGGAGAUCAUGCAGAUUCACACCAAGAACAUGAAGCUUGGUGACGACGUUGAUCUUGAGACCAUCGCCGCUGAGACUCACGGUUACGUCGGUUCUGAUCUGGCCUCGCUGUGCUCUGAGGCCGCUAUGCAGCAGAUCCGUGAGAAGAUGGACCUGAUCGAUCUUGACGAAGAUACCAUUGACGCCGAGGUCCUGGACUCCCUUGGCGUCACCAUGGAAAACUUCCGGUAUGCUCUGGGUGUUUCCAACCCCUCCGCUCUCCGCGAGGUUGCCGUUGUCGAAGUCCCCAAUGUCCGCUGGGACGAUAUUGGUGGUUUGGAAGAGGUCAAGCGGGAGCUUGUCGAGAGUGUCCAGUACCCUGUGGACCACCCCGAGAUGUUCCAGAAGUUUGGUCUCUCACCUUCCCGCGGUGUUCUGUUCUAUGGCCCUCCUGGUACUGGUAAGACCAUGUUGGCCAAGGCUGUCGCCAACGAGUGUGCUGCCAACUUCAUCUCCGUUAAAGGCCCUGAGCUUCUGAGUAUGUGGUUCGGUGAAUCCGAGAGCAACAUCCGUGACAUCUUCGAUAAGGCUCGUGCCGCCGCCCCUUGCGUCGUCUUCCUCGACGAGUUAGACUCUAUUGCAAAGUCCCGUGGUGGCUCCGUUGGUGAUGCCGGCGGUGCCUCCGACCGUGUUGUGAAUCAACUUCUGACAGAGAUGGAUGGUAUGACCUCCAAGAAGAACGUUUUCGUCAUUGGUGCUACCAACCGUCCUGAACAGUUGGAUGCCGCUCUCGUCCGUCCUGGCCGUCUUGACACUCUGGUUUACGUUCCCCUGCCCGACGAGGCUUCGCGUGAGGGUAUCCUACGUGCCCAACUUCGCAAGACCCCUGUAGCCGACGAUGUAGAUAUUCCCUUUAUUGCUGGCAAGACUCACGGCUUCUCCGGUGCCGAUCUUGGCUUCAUCACCCAACGUGCUGUCAAGCUUGCUAUCAAAGAGGCCAUAACUGCUGAUAUCGAUCGUCUCAAGGCCCGCGAGGCUGCUGGCGAGGAUGUCACCAUGGGAGAGGACGAAGAUGAUGUGGAGGACCCCGUCCCUGAGUUGACUCGUGCUCACUUCGAGGAGGCCAUGCAGUCUGCUCGCCGCUCAGUCAGUGACAUCGAGAUCCGCCGCUACGAGGCCUUUGCUCAAAGCUUGAAGAACUCUGGUGGUAGCAGCUUCUUCCGCUUCCCCUCCGCCGGGGAGGUUCAGACCGGCACUUUCGGCGAGGCCGGCAAUGAUGACAGCCUCUACGACUAA